Messenger RNA from Eurytemora carolleeae, 1177 nucleotides. RefSeq lists its product as uncharacterized. The record is from RefSeq and is a predicted model, not a curated record. Lineage: Eukaryota; Metazoa; Arthropoda; Copepoda; Calanoida; Temoridae.
CCUGCGGUAUUUCCAGCGUGAAUUCUAAUGUCCUGGAAAAGAAGGAAGAUAAGUUUGACAUUCCUGCUGAUGAUGAAGUUGGUGGAAAAACCGAAGAUAGAGAAUGGAUUGUUGGCAAACAGUUAGAGGAGAAAAAUGACCGGCUUGUUGAGUUUAUUAUGAAGAGAAAUAAGGAUAGCACUUUGAAUGCGGAUGUAUUGAAGUCCUGGUUGCGACCCUGUAAACCAGUGUCAAGAGCUCUUGAUGCCUGUUUUCAACUCCCUGAACAGUACCUUGCUCGUAUACCUGAUUGUGUACAGAUGGCUGAUGAAAAUAAACUGAAGAAAAUGCUGGACUCGUUUUAUCUGAAUUUAAAGCACGAGGGAAAUGAUUUUGUCACGGAAAGUAAAACCUCGAUGAUUGAAAGGUUAGAAAGUCUAAAGGAGAAACUAGGGAGGGAGAGCAGCAUGUUCUUCGCAAACCUGGGUUGGAUAAACCUGGAGUUCUCACAGCCCAAGGUGGAGAGCAGCAUGUUCUCCGCAAACCUGGAGUUCUCACAACCAGAUGAGAAGGGCAACAUGUUCUCCACAAGCCUGGAGUUCUCAGAACCCAAGGAGGAGAGCACCAUGUUCUCCGCAAACCUAGAGUUCUCACAACCCAAGAAGGAGAGCACCAUGUUCUCCGCAAACCUGGAGUUCUCGCAACCCAAGGAGGAGAUCAACAUGUACUCCGCAAGCCUUUAUUUCGCACAGCCUACGGAGAAGAGAAGCACGUUCUCCACAAACCUGGAGUUCUCACAACCCACGGAGAUUCAGGAUAAAUUAUCCGAGAGUAAGACUGCGCUUAAUAAACCUUUGGAGAAAGAAAACUUAGAGAGCGAACCUACCAAACGCAGAAAGAAAAUUCCGGAAGAUGAAAGUUGGAAAUUAAUAGAGCAAUAUAACCAAAGUCAGAAGUUAAUAGAUCCGAGAAAGGAAAGUCGGAGACUAAUAGAUCCAAGGAACAAAGGAACCAAACCAGUGGAAGAAGAUGUUCAGUUUACAACACGUGGGCGAGCACGAGGAAAAAUACUGAAAAGUUUUCUAGAAGGACCAAAACCUCUUGGAAAGGAUAAACAUGAAAACUGAAGAAAAUUACGAUUCCUUUCUGUGACAACAAAUCCAUUUAUGAAAUUGUAUUAAAUUGUUAUGUAACUUUA